Messenger RNA from Podospora pseudopauciseta, 3613 nucleotides. RefSeq lists its product as uncharacterized. Lineage: Eukaryota; Fungi; Ascomycota; Sordariomycetes; Sordariales; Podosporaceae. Bases 1564 to 3009 code for a protein of 481 amino acids. The transcript has 3 exons. The record is from RefSeq and is a predicted model, not a curated record.
AAAAAAUCACCCCAUACCACAAGGUACUGGCACAACAUAUACCAGCACCAAUAACACUAGCUCUACCACCCGGCUGUAAAGCUGCCCAAUAUGUAUUUCCAUGCAAGGCAUAUAUCCGCCGCACACUGUUGCUUACUCAUAACAACACAACACAUCUCCAAACGCGAUAGGCCCGAAGAACCGACGAAAGAACGGGUUGCCCUCCCUUUUCAGCGAAGCACUGAGCAAGACCGAGUCAGUCAGUAAAAGACGGGAAAUGAUGAAGAUCAACAAGCUCGAGGAGAAAGAACAGUUCACCGCUUAGACACUGGUCUGAGCAGUAAUCUAUACUGUGAGCUGACCGCUCAAACUGAAGCCUUGUUCGAUCUCUACCCUCCAUGAUGCUGAUGGUUGGUUUCCAUGUUUCCACAUGUCGUUUCGCGGCACAACACCUGUUUACUGCCCAUCAACCCAAGAAUAUCUCUUGCCAAACACAAAACCCAAAAAAGAAAAAAAAGAAGGAAAAAAAGAAAAAAAAAAGAAAAAAGAAAGAUUCCUUUGACAACCCGAUCGAGAAAAAAAACACGAAAAACGGCCUUGCGUCAUGCCGCCGCACGGUUGACGAGGGAAUUGGGUUCGACACCUUUUAAUCUCCCCUGAGCCACCACACCGCCAACACAUCGUUAACAGCCGACUCCAAAGUGGAUUUUCCCCAGCUGGAAGCACGCAACGGAAGAGAGAGAAAAAAAAAAAGGAAAAAAAAAAGUCUCCAAAAAGGCGGGAUGAAAUGAGAUGAAAGAAAAAAACAUGUCACCGGAAUCGAGCCUAAACAGGGAUUUCUUUCUCGAUUCUCCAGCUUGAUUCGAUCUGCUGUCAGGCACGGAAGCUCACCCGUGCAAAAAGCUCAUUUCAUCCUGGUUCCCGCUCUGGGCCUAGCGCACUCAAUCUCCUCAGCUGCGGCUCCCAUUGGCCAACACGUGCUGUUCCUGACAGCAACCCCUGCGACAUGACCCUUACUGCCGAGAUGAGCCACACCAGGAACACACCAGGAACCGGAUCAAACAUGUCUCCUGAUUGGGCCGUCCUUGAGGCUAUCGAGAACCGCUCCCAUCCCCCCCAGAAAAAACGUGGAGACACAAACUCCUCCCCAACUCCAUUGUGGACAUCUCUCUCACCUCUUCUCAGUCCUCAACCUUGCACAACCUUGCACAUACAGGGCCGCAUCCACAUUCUCGUUCUGCAUCCAGAACGUCCUCUCCUUUUUUCGUCUCUCUUUUCUCUCUUUCCUUUUCCCGGCCCCUUGUCAAUCUUUUCGAUCUCGAUAUCGACGACGACAAGGUCGGUCGCCAGUCAAACACAUUCGCUACCAUCUCGGCCUGGCCUCACGCUCUUUUCUGCUAUGCGCCGCUGACAGAGAUAUCUGCGACCAUAUAAAACAGCCCACAGUUUGAAAAACAAGGAGCGGUGGAGACGAAGCCAUCCUAGGGGCAACACCGCAACUCGGGUCAACCUUGUGUCGUCUGAGAGACGCGACGAACACACGACUUCAGAUCUUCAACUCUUUCAACCAAACACACCACAACCAUGAAGCUCACAACUACGCUUCAGGCCGUCAUCGGCUCGGCCUCAUUUCUCUUCGCGGCCCAACCCGCUCUUGCAGGCCACGUCCACGGCGGCCACCGUCACGCACACGAGAGAUAUGCCAGGAGGCAGAACCACCACAGCCACAUGGCCGGGGAGGUCAUUGGUGCCUCCAGAAUCGCUGCGAGAAAGGCCCCAUGCUCCUUGCCAAAUGAUCCCGACCUCGUGCGCGUUCCCGGUGACGUUAACAACGGCUUUGCCAUGAGCCCUGAUGAGCCUUGCGAGGAUGGAAAGUGGUGCCCGAUUGCUUGCAGGUCCGGAAAGGUUAUGGCCCAGUGGAAGCCAAACACAAAAUAUACCUAUCCGGAAUCCAUGUAUGGCGGUCUGUACUGUGAUGGCGGCAAGCCCAUGAAGCCCUUCAAGGAGAAGCCAUACUGCGUUGAUGGCACUGGCGCCGUCAAAGCCGUCAACAAGUGCGGCAAGGUCGUGUCUUUCUGCCAGACCGUUCUUCCCGGCAACGAAGCCAUGAUCAUCCCAACAGAUGUCUCCGACACCAUGACCCUUUCCGUCCCAGAUGCCUCGUACUGGGCCCAAACCGCCGCUCAUUAUUAUGUAAACCCCCCAGGAGUUGAUGCCUCCAGGGGUUGCGUGUGGGGCAAGAUCACCGAGGCGAUCGGCAACUGGAGUCCUUACGUCGCCGGCGCCAACACCCAGAGCAGCGGAGAAACUUUUGUCAAGAUCGCCUGGAACCCCGAGUACAUGACCACCGACAACUCCAAGAACACGCCCACCUACGGCCUCAAGAUCGAAUGCCCCGACGGCGGCUGCAACGGUCUCCCCUGCGUCAUCGAUCCCACCAAGAGCGGAGUGGGUGGUGUGGAAAGCCCCAACACCGCCAGCGUCGAUGGCGGCGCCAACUUCUGCGUCGUGACCGUCCCCAAGGGCAAGACCGCCAACAUUGUCGUCUUUAACACCGACGGCUCGACUGGCGAGAAGCCCAAGCCCAAGGAGGAACCCAAGCCCAAGCCCAAGGAGGAGCCAAAGCCAACCCCCAAGCCAGAGCCAACCACCGUCGCCAAGGUCCCCAAGACGACCGCCGCUCCUCCAAGCAGCACCACCGAGGCCGCCUUCUCCAUCAAGAAGGUCAACCCAACAACCUCCAAGUCAUGGUCCUCCGAGUCCACCUCGGACCCCUACUUUAUGGGUGGUAUCUUCCUGGAAAGCACAGCCGUUGGUAAAACCAAGACCUACUCCGACAUCGAACCGACCGCCACUGCCGAGACCGUCACCACCACCGAAGCCGACGGAGCCGAUUCCAGAGCCGCCGCCGCCGCCGCUGCUGCUGCUGCUUCAACUUCCCCAAGCAACGAAGGGGGUGCUGCCGACCACGGCGGAAGCGCCAUUGCCGGCCUUGUCGUCGCCAUUGUUGCUGCUGCUGCCUUGCUUUAAAGCCGUCCUUCGACGACAUGUUUCUUUUCGCUCAACAAGCGACCCUAUUUUUUUUUUCCCUUUCGAUUCGAUUGAACAGAUACGACUUUCACCCCCUUCUUUUAAAGCCGACGAAGACGACCCUAAUCCGCCAGAUACAAAGCGCCUAAUGACUCGUCAGCUGAACUUGUACACACUUUUUUGUUCGAUUUUCUUCGCCAAAACACUUUACACCGGCGGCCUAGUGUCUAUUAUUCUUCUUUUUCACCGGAGGCGACCAACCAUCGACGACUGGUUCGAUACACUUUUUUUUUUUUUUUUGCUUUGUCGGCAUUCACUCUUGCCCGACGACAUUUCUUCGAAGAGAGUUCAGCGAGCGAAUAUUUGUUGAUAUUUCGACACACAUUUGGGUUGUUUUUUUUUUUCUUUCUUCUGCUAUUUGUUGAGCCAGAGUUUUUUUCUUGCGCGAUAUACCCCCAUUUUUUGUUUUUGCUUACUUACAAUGGUUGGGCCUGUUUUCGAGGUCAUUUUGCUUUUUUGCUUGCUGAAAGGAGUUGCUGUGGUUGUUUUUGUUAUUACGAAGUAGGGAAACAUGAUGCAUGGGAUGGUUGGUUGGUUGCUGGGU